Molecule: messenger RNA, 4835 nt
Organism: Tachysurus fulvidraco (yellow catfish)
Lineage: Eukaryota; Metazoa; Chordata; Actinopteri; Siluriformes; Bagridae
Gene: smad3b
Product: SMAD family member 3b
Exons: 9
Coding region: 146-1420 (424 amino acids)
Biological process (GO): cell differentiation; anatomical structure morphogenesis; BMP signaling pathway
Cellular component (GO): heteromeric SMAD protein complex
Molecular function (GO): RNA polymerase II cis-regulatory region sequence-specific DNA binding; I-SMAD binding; DNA-binding transcription factor activity, RNA polymerase II-specific
Source: RefSeq, a predicted model, not a curated record
GGGCGAGGCGACAUUACUGUGUUCUGUGCUCGGUGCUCUACAGAGUUGGUGUUGUAGCCGUCGGCUAAAUGUCUGUUGCAGGAACUAAAGUUUCAUUAACUGAUAUUCGGCGGAUAUUUUGGUGAAAUCUCACUGGAUUACGAACAUGUCUAUACUGCCGUUCACACCUCCGAUUGUGAAGAAGCUGCUUGGAUGGAAAAAAGGAGAGCAGAACGGACAAGAAGAGAAAUGGUGUGAAAAGGCGGUGAAGAGUCUCGUGAAAAAGCUCAAGAAGACGGGGCAACUUGACGAACUGGAAAAGGCCAUUACUACCCAGAAUAUAAACACCAAGUGUAUAACCAUACCGAGGUCUCUGGAUGGACGUCUGCAGGUAUCUCACAGAAAAGGCCUCCCUCAUGUAAUCUACUGCCGACUAUGGCGCUGGCCAGACCUGCAGUCACACCAUGAGCUGCGUGCUAUAGACCAGUGCGAGUUUGCUUUUCACAUGAAGAAGGAUGAGGUUUGCGUUAACCCCUACCAUUACCAGCGCGUGGAGACGCCAGUUCUUCCUCCAGUGCUGGUUCCCCGACACACUGAUAUCCCUGCCGAGUUUCCCCCGCUGGACGACUACAGCCAUUCUAUCCCCGAGAACACCAACUUUCCUGCAGGCAUAGAGCCUCUGAUCAACUACAUCCCCGAAACGCCCCCUCCAGGGUAUCUCAGUGAAGACGGUGAAAGCAAUGAUCAGCAGAAUCGCAGCAUGGACACAGGUUCCCCAAACUUGUCUCCUAACCCUGUUUCCCCUGCAAGUAGCAACCCUGACCUGCAACCGGUAACGUAUUGUGAGUCAGCGUUCUGGUGCUCCAUCUCAUACUACGAGCUGAACCAGCGGGUAGGGGAGAUAUUCCAUGCCUCACAGCCCUCUCUCACUGUGGAUGGGUUCACGGAUCCGUCCAACGCUGAGAGAUUCUGUCUGGGUUUGCUGUCCAAUGUGAACCGCAACACUGCUGUGGAACUCACACGCAGACAUAUUGGUCGGGGAGUGCGGCUGUACUACAUAGGCGGUGAAGUGUUUGCAGAGUGUCUGAGUGACAGUGCCAUCUUUGUCCAGAGUCCUAAUUGCAACCAGCGCUAUGGCUGGCACCCUGCCACCGUGUGUAAGAUUCCUCCAGGCUGUAAUCUAAAGAUCUUCAAUAACCAGGAGUUUGCGGCUCUGUUGGCUCAGUCUGUAAAUCAGGGAUUUGAGGCUGUGUACCAGUUGACCCGCAUGUGCACAAUCCGCAUGAGCUUUGUCAAAGGCUGGGGAGCAGAAUACAGGCGCCAGACUGUAACCAGCACCCCCUGUUGGAUAGAACUACACUUAAACGGCCCCCUGCAAUGGCUAGACAAGGUGCUCACUCAAAUGGGCUCACCGAGCAUCCGCUGCUCCAGCGUGUCAUAGGAGGCACAUCACCACUGGAUUUGCACCCAGGAAAACACCAACCACCUGCAUACUGAAUGAGAAAACACGAGAAGGCUGGGCAGAGACGGACAGACAGACAUGAUCUCAAGUCUUUCCUUUUAGUGUCACUUCACUGCUUGCCGGUCCAGUCAUUUCCACACACAGAGUUUCGAGCACUUUUUAUUAUUGAUAUCUUUACAGCAUGGCUUGUAUAGCUGUGCAUGAUAUGUAGAUUUGUUUUGGUCAUACAAAGAAAAUAUAUAUUUUGGCUUCUUUUUUUUUUUUUUUUAAGCCUGGCUUAAAACAUGAACUUACAGAGUUUAAACACUUUAUAUUCAUUGAAGGUGGAUAUGGAUAAAUAACUGGUGAAGUAGAUUUUUAUCAUUCAUCACAUGCAGCUUAUCACGUACUGCAAGAUUUAUGUAACACUCUGUAAUUUAGAAAGUGGAUCUCUCUCAGGCCCAGCAGUUUGCUGUGCACACGUUUAGGUGCGUGAGAGUUUAAGCCUAGCUGUCGGCUGUUUGAAAGUGAACAGUAGCUGGGUACUGCUCUUAUGGUGUGCUGGUGCUCACAUGCCACAUUGAUUAAACAUGCACUGAGCAGUUCAGCACAGUUUAUAGGAUGGUUCACUGCUGUUAACCUGGUUAAUGUUCUUUUUUCUUUGGUUAGAACUCUAGACAUCUCUUUUCAAGAUGAGACAAAAUGCAUCUUGAUACAACAUGCGAUGUCUGAUAUGUAUUACACACACGCACAUAAGAUUUAUGUUGUGACUUGGAGCUGUAUUUAGGUGGUACCAUGUAAUUCAGAUGCUACUAAAUUGAUGCCCCCCCCCCCCCCCAAAUAUUACCUGAAAAAGGUUUUACAUUUACAAUUUACUGCUGUGCUAGCUGGGAAACAACAAAGGAAUUGUGUUUGUAGUGCCCAGCAUCAUGCUUGGGAUUUGGUAUGAAGCUUCUCAAAUAUUCUCUAGAGAGCUAGAUGUCUUGCAGCUGCAGUUGAGUCUUGUGUGGUAAAUCAUGUUUAAAACUAUCCACUGUUGUACUGCAUCCACAAAAUAGUCGGCACGUGCUUGGGCAUAGAUCCUGUGUUCCACUUUGUUCAUGUUCAGAGCAUGUGAACAGUUUCUAAUUUUCAUUUAUUUAUUUAUUUUUCUUCCCCUUCGGCUGACCUCUGUUCAGGAUUGCCACAGUGGACCUCGUGGACCACAUAUUAGAUUUGGCACAGGGUUCUGAUAACCCUCCCAGAUUUAUCCAGGCUUAGGACUGGCACUGAGAUUUAACUCUUCAGUGUCUUGGUUUGUGCCCUUCCAUGGGAAUCGCCCACGGGCCGUGGCAAUGAGAGCGAAGGAUCCUUCCGCUGGACCACCUGGGGGCCAGUUUCUGAUCUUCAUCAAUACAAAAUUAAGCUCAAAGUAAAUAAAGUUACACGCCCAGGCCUGAUAUACUGCAUUUAAAUGAUCAGCUACAGCUUUCUCAGCUGUUCUCCAUAGCAAGUUGCAGUGCAGUUUACCUGGAAAAGGUUACAUGUGGCUCAGUGUAUCAGACUCAGCAAAUGUAAUACAGUAAUGGUGUUUCAGUCAAAUGAAUAUCAUUAACUAUGUUCAUUCGGACGGCUUUUGGUUAUGAUAAUUUGUAUCAUAAAUACUGAAAAUGGUGCAUUUUUAUGGUACUUAGUCCAGUGUAGCACAACCAUUACCAUAUGAAGCACUUGUUUUUAUUACUUUAUCAAUGGCAACAAAGCAUUUAAUUCAAUGCUGGAUUUUGGGAAAUUUGUUAGUGACAAAUGGGGGGGGGAUCUUGAGUGUAAUUAUUUCUGCAUAACACUGAGUGCAGUGGUGUAUUUUUGCUGUCACUUACAGUAUAUUAUGGCAGAGCCUUAUAAGAAUGGCCCCAAUGAGCAGCACAGACACAGUCACUUGACAUUUUUUUAUUUUUUAUUUCUCCUGAUCUGCUCCUUUUUUUUGGUGCAGCCUCAGCUUUACUAAAGUGCUUAGUGACUGAAAGCCUUUAUGAAUCAAGAAACAUUGCAUGCAGCAGCUACAGCUAUUCAAGGCAGUAUAUGUAAUAUCAGAGAACCAGGAAAAACAGUAUGAUUAUAAAUAGAUCGUAGAUGGAAGGGGUUUUUUUGUGUGUGUUUGUUUUCAAAUUUCUCAACCUUGAAUUUUAGACCCAGGCAGCCUGUGGGUGUGCCGACCCAAGAUCAUCGUCCGUUACUGCUUUUACCCUUGCACUUGUGUAUAUAGAUAUGAGAGAGUCCCAAUCUUACCUGCAGGUUUUUCACUCGCAUAGCAGAUACAACUAGCCCAAGAAAUACAUGCAGGAUAUACAUAGAUAUACAUAGACCUUCACAUCCUAUGGGUGCACUGCAGUUAUUUGUGAAGUUAAUUCACUCACAAUAUACCAGUCUGUAUGGCAGGAAAAACAAACAAACAGCAAAUUCAAACUCAGGUCCAUCUGGCCAUGUGAAAGAAAACUGCUUCUUGCACACAUUUAUAUAUAGUCAAUUUUGUCACUGCCAGUUAUUACUGUGUCAAAGAAAAUGGGCGAUCUAUUGUAUAUUGAAGACUAUAAAGAUAUUUUUGGAACGAAUGUUAGUGUGAGGAGAACACUGCUGGCAGCUCCUAGUGGAUGCUCACUUUUUUUUUUUUUUGGUUUGUUUUUUUAACACAGGUUGAAAUUGUGUUUUUUUUUUUUUGAGCCAGGUCCUACAGUGUAUUUCCUUGUAUGUAGUUAUGAGGUUAUGAUUAUAUAAUUACAGACUUGAUCCUUUUUGAUUAAUUGCAUUGUCUUGCAAUUCUUGAGUUACCAGUAAAGCUCAGCAGUUGUGCUUGAUUUGAGAGCAGGUACACUGCAGACCCCAGCUGCCUCCUGCUGAUAGCUCAGGCAAUCACAUGUUGAAAUAUCGCUCACUCGAUUCCUCUCAAAGCUCUUACAGCUGAUUUAUGGAAAAUGAGCCUGUGUCAUCAAUGAAGUCGUAAGGAACUGCAUUUACAGAAUUGUUGAUCCCUGUGGUUUGAUCUUCUCUUAACACCGAGCCCUAAACUGUGCAUCCAGUGCUGAGGACCCUGCUGGAUCUGUAGUGUCAGCAGUGUCCAUGUAGGGUUAUGAUUCUUGUCGAUUUCUUUUUUUUUUUUUUUUUCAAAUUGAAAUACCGCUUUGUAGUAUCAUGUUCUUAUCCAUACAUAUGCUCAUUAUGUGAUGCAAAUGUAAAUCUCUGUUUCUGUCUUAUGGUUUCAAUGCUUAAUAAUUACCCCUAUAUAUUUUUCUGAUGUUGCUUCGUUUCCGUUUGCUUUAAAUGUGUUUUUUUCUCCACUACUGUUCCUGCAUAGAUUUUCCUUACAUUAACUGUUUAGCUAUUAUAUUGCUUAAUUUUGUUAUUCAAAAGAUUUGUAAUAAAAUGUGUAUUUUAAACUGAA